AUGAAUGUCCUGAAGUUGAUCGGCGUCUUUGCAAUUGUCAAAAGCAUUCAGUAUCUGAUAGUUUUCUUGGCCCCUUGUGUACAAUUUGAUACAUCUACUGCACUCUUUUUGUCGAAGUUCGCUGGCCAGGAAGAAAUUAAUAAAUGGUGGAAUGCUAGAUUGUGGAAUAAGUUAGUAGGAUGGGACGCUGUAUACUAUUUGAAAAAUGCCAUGCAGCCAAGUCUUCAGCCAGAGUAUGAGCACGAAAACGCAUUCUCCCCAAUAUGGAGUCAACUGAUAAGAGCGGCGUGUCUUGGUGAUCUGAGCUUUUAUCAUGUCCUAAAAACUGGCGUGAUAGUCGAAAAUUGCCUCCAUCUGGGCGCCUCAAUCUUGCUUUACUUUCUCACUCUUAGCACUUUCAAGGUAAACACUUUUGGGCCGCAACAGCGCCGCCUUCUAGCGCUUAAAACUGCGGUUCUUUUCAUUGCGGGUAGUGGGUCAGGAUUUUUUCUGGGAGUAUAUUCUGAACCUCUCUCAGCGUUACUGAGUUUUUUAGGACUUUUGAGCCGUGAAAUUGCUGUGGAAUACGAUCUCCAUGGCGGCCUAGUAGUUACCUGGUACAAAUGGCCCAUAUACACCCUUUUCUCCACGAUCUGUUUCACAGCUGCAUUUGCCGUCAGACCAAACUGCAUACUUCUCGGUCUAUACUACAUUUUUGACCUGUACAAACUCCUAACAUCGAGGGAUUACGGUAAGGCGAUAUUCAUGCCCCUUUUAAGUGGCUUUGGCAUGUUCUGUUUUUUCAUUUACUACCAAUAUUACGCACCUUACCAGAUAUAUUGCCCUAGUAGAGGGGCAUGGUGUUCGAAUAAGAUUUUAGACCUUCCACUUAGCAGCCAGUCGCUGUACAAUUUCAUUCAAGGUCAUUAUUGGAAUGUGGGAUUCUUGAGGUACUGGACGUUUAAUAACAUUCCCAACUUCUUAAUCGCCUUACCUAAUGCAGUUAUUUUAUGGUUCUCUGCGAUUUACUUCUCUCAUCAGUAUCCUUAUUCAAACCUCAAACCUUUGGUGCUUAUUACGAGAUUUCUCUUGAUCAUUUUGAUCUUUUUCGCCCAUAUUCAGAUCAUCAACAGAAUAUCAUCUUUCAUACCUCUUCAUCUGUGGUAUAUUGCACAUCGUCACAACCGGCUGAAAUCUAUGAAAGGUAAGAAAUUGAAAGGCGAUGACAGACUUGUCAGAUUUUACGUCAUUUGGUCCAUCUUUUGGCUUCCUCUUCAGACUGCACUUUUUGCCUCUUUUCUGCCUCCAGCAUGA
Molecule: messenger RNA, 1293 nt
Organism: Lachancea lanzarotensis
Lineage: Eukaryota; Fungi; Ascomycota; Saccharomycetes; Saccharomycetales; Saccharomycetaceae
Gene: GPI18
Product: LALA0S09e05996g1_1
Exons: 1
Coding region: 1-1293 (430 amino acids)
Biological process (GO): GPI anchor biosynthetic process
Cellular component (GO): endoplasmic reticulum membrane; mannosyltransferase complex
Molecular function (GO): GPI mannosyltransferase activity; alpha-1,6-mannosyltransferase activity
Source: RefSeq, a predicted model, not a curated record